GCAACGCAAAAGGGAAGGUCCCUUAUGAUUUUUUUGGCGUAAUUCCUUCCAGACGCGCAGUGCUGAGAGCUUAAUAUUUUUUAUGCCAUGGAUGCCACUUUUGAGUAAAAAGCCGGGCAAAAUGUAAUGUGAGAAGUGAGCCUGUUAUUCGGAGAGGAAGGCCAAACCCCUUCUCUAAUGAGCCGUAAAAAUAAAGAUGUUUGUUUGUGUAAACCUCUCUUAAAUUUUUAAUUAUUGCAGCACAACAAGACGGCGCCCAGAAUGAAAACGGGACGAGGAGCGCGCGGUGUUUGAAAAAAAUGCCGAGCAAUAAAACAAGGGUUGUUGAUUGUCAGUGCAAGGGUGCGACCCUAGGCGGAGCCAGCCCAGCCAGCGUCUGACAAGGGGUCCAGAGGAGGAGGCGGAGAGAAGACGCUGCCGCCGACGAUGGACGGACUGCGCUGGGCGAGAGCGCGCGCGAUCACAUACACACACACACACAUGCGUGUCAGUCAAAGAAAAUAGGCCCGACGGCAGGGUGAUGAGCUCCUCUCUGCUGAACGACUGACUCGCCACUACAAUGGCACGCAAGAAUGACACCAGUCUUGAUGGCGUCUAUAAAUUUGGACAAUGCAACGAGCACGGUGCGUGUCUCGAAUACAAAGACGGGAAAAACAGUACAAAGCGAAGAUGUGGCGAGCCCUGCGGCAAAGAGGCCAUGUGCAACAAGUUCAAUGCGACACACGUCCGAUGCACUUGCCGAAACAACGUCAAUCCUACCUUCAACCUCACGUGUCCAAAUGAAAUUGACAUGAGCAGCAAGUAUCACCCACCCUCGAGGCCUCUGCCGCAAUUUAUGGGCAAGAUGAUCAACGCCACAAGCAACAGAGGUGUCCCAUCAAAUGCUGUGGCCGCAGACCCUGUUCUCUCCGUUGAAACAAUCGCAGCGGUCGGCGCGUCAGUCAUGAUCGCGUCUGUUUUAUUAAUAGUCCUUGCGCUGUACCUGUGCAAAACGAAGAAAAAACAUUCAAACGCACCUCUGUCACUCGACAAAAACGUGCUGGUGUCCGCGAGGUACGCCGCCAACCCACAGUAUUCCAGUUCGCUGCCCAUGCAGGAGGUGCCGUGCGUGCCGCAGGGCGUGCGAGUCCUCGAACGAGCCAAGCUGCAGCUGGCGAAAGAACUCGGCGAAGGCUGUUUCGGCAAAGUAUUUGAAGGAGAACUAAACGAAGACGACGCCACGUCAAGGGUCGCCAUCAAGAUGCUUAAAAGCAGUGCCAGUCAAGAAGCGGAAGAAGAUUUUAUGAGGGAGGUGGAGGUCAUGAGUUCAUUCCGCAACGAACACAUUCUGACACUUAUUGGAAUUGUGCUCAGAGAUAGUAUUGGCGAACCAUGGAUGGUGUUUGAAUUCAUGACGCACGGCGACCUGGCCGAGGUGCUGCGCGCCAACUCCAUGACCUUCGGGCGGCGGCCGACGCCUGGCCUGCCCCCGCUGGGUCCGUCGUCGCUGCACUCCAUCUCGCUGCAGGUGGCCUCCGGCAUGGCCUACCUGGCCGAGCAGCACUUCGUGCACAGAGACUUGGCGUGCCGCAAUUGCCUGGUCGGUGAAGGUUUAGUCGUCAAAAUCGCCGACUUCGGAAUGAGCCGCGACGUCUACACUUGCGACUACUACAAAGUUGGCGGUGCGAGACUGCUGCCGAUUCGCUGGAUGAGUCCAGAGAGCAUUUUGUACGGACGGUACACGCUCGAGUCGGACGUAUGGUCCUUCGGGGUCUUGCUCUGGGAGAUCUAUAGUCUCGGUCGACAGCCAUACUAUGGAUACACGAAUGAGGAGGUUGUGAAGUUGAUUCUGCAAGGAUCCCUUCUGACGUCACCAGCAAUGUGCCCUCCAUUAAUAAGUGACAUUAUGUUAAGGUGUUGGCGGCGAGAGCCAAAAGACCGAGUCAAGUUUCCCGAAAUCAAACUGCUUUUGCAAGAAUCCGCGCCUCAAUACCACUGGUCUCAAGAAAUGGACUUACCCCUGCCUCCUGCUCAUUUGGAGCAGUUGGAACUUUUGGACCAAGAUCAGUACCUGCUCCCAAUCCCCCAAUCGCCGCCAGAAUACUUGGAAACACUGCCUUGAAAGAUUAUUCAUACAAUACACACGUACUUUUAUUACAAUCUAAAUCACAGUGUAUAUAUAAGACUAGAGCUUUAAAUGAUGUAAAUAAUUCGUGACUAAACGUGUUUUGCAAAUCUGAA
Molecule: messenger RNA, 2220 nt
Organism: Cloeon dipterum
Lineage: Eukaryota; Metazoa; Arthropoda; Insecta; Ephemeroptera; Baetidae
Product: tyrosine-protein kinase transmembrane receptor Ror-like
Exons: 7
Coding region: 560-2101 (513 amino acids)
Biological process (GO): cell surface receptor protein tyrosine kinase signaling pathway; positive regulation of neuron projection development; positive regulation of kinase activity
Cellular component (GO): signaling receptor complex; plasma membrane; axon
Molecular function (GO): neurotrophin receptor activity; neurotrophin binding; transmembrane receptor protein tyrosine kinase activity
Source: RefSeq, a predicted model, not a curated record